Molecule: messenger RNA, 1609 nt
Organism: Drosophila obscura
Lineage: Eukaryota; Metazoa; Arthropoda; Insecta; Diptera; Drosophilidae
Exons: 12
Coding region: 225-977 (250 amino acids)
Source: RefSeq, a predicted model, not a curated record
CAAAUUCACACAGACAUCAGAACACACACACAGAUGCAGCUGCUCCGAAAAUAAAUUUUGCAUUCAUCCAAAUUGGGAUAAUGGUUAAAUGGCAAUUUGAAUUGAAAUAAUACACCGCCCCGAAAUUCGUACUCUAAAUUUCCGGACUCGCUGUGUGGUUUUUCGUGCGCCAGUCUCUGCUUAAUUUCUACAAUAACUAGUUAGGAAUUAAUCAUAAGAGCGCGAUGUCCGUUUCAAAGGUGACACGACAAAGAUCAAUCAAAGACUGGCUGGUGCCAUUGGAGCCAGGAGAACUCUCGGUGUUCAAGUGCUCCCCGUCGUACCAUUACCGGAUGAAUGCUGCCGACAAGGAAAAAAAUCUAAUACGGCUUAACAUUUCAUCCGUGGCGCAAUUGAAGGAGCUAUGCCGCCCAGUCAAAACUAAGCCGCCGAUUACUUCGACACCAAAGCGUCGGUAUAACCCACGCAAGAAGCCGCAAGCUGCUGCUGCUGCUGGUGCCAAGAGUGGCGCUCGACCUGUAAAAACGUCCCAAGUCAAAAAUAUGUUCCAGAAUACCACAAGUGGGGGUACCACACCGGCGGAGAGUGUUCCAAGCUUACCAAAAUCGGUGCCCAUAAAAAAGGAGAAAUCGGUUGAGGAGCUGAAAAAUGUUUCCAAUCAACUGGAAUAUCAAGAAGUCUCGUGUGAGGAUGCAAGUCUCAGGCGCUCACCCAACAUGACGACGACCAACGACGACCGUGCUGGUGCCGGGAUGGGUGUGGUCCAGCCGACUGGGCUUUCCGAAACAGACGUCAAGGCCACUGAUAUUGUAAGCAAGCUCGAAGUAGAAAAAGAAGAAGGGUUCAACGUGCCAACCUGGGAAGUGUGCAGCGACGGAAGAAACUACCAGCCCCCUGACAAUACGAGCGAUACAGAAGAGGUUGAACCUAACUACGAUUUGAUGCUACUCGAACUGAAAGAAGAAUUGUUUUGUUAAUAUGAGUAUCAUCAUAUAAUAAGUCAUUUACAUACAUAUCAGGCUCGGAACACGCUGGCUUAUUUUUUACCGGACUUACUGAAUAUCUUCAUUUAUUUUCAUACUAAUUUUUCACUUAAAUCCUAAGCCAAAUAUCAAUAACCCAUUCAGAUAUCGAAUUUAAGUAAUACACUCAUGUCUCAAAGAUCUCUAAGCCCAGUGGCCAGUAGUAGUAGUAUGUUUAGUAAAGUCCUAUUAGGACGAUUCGGUGUGUAAGAAUAAUAAUUCUAUGCGACUAUGAAUUCAACGUUUUUGCUAUUGAAUUUUAAUUAAUUUUACAAAUAAUGGCUACAACGGGGUAAAGAAAAACAACCAACAACAACCAACAAACAAAAGAAUUAAUGUCAAACGAAAAUUAAGAAUUACAAAAAACAAACAUGCACAAUUACCAGGGAAUCGAAUAAACUCAAAUACCUAGUAUACCUAUUUCAGUAAAAAUAUUCUUUGUGUGCUGCUUCACUUGAAAACUAUUUGGAAGCUAAUAUUUAUUUUUAUUUAAGAAAGAAAAUGCAUUCUUACAAUUUUAGUUUGUUUUGAUCGUAUUUAUAUAUUUGUUUGUAUAUAUAUGCGACUUUUGAUUCUUACCAAUUUGU